Nannizzia gypsea CBS 118893 is the source of this 858-nucleotide messenger RNA. RefSeq lists its product as hypothetical. Gene Ontology annotation, cellular component: cytoplasm; nucleus. Bases 1 to 858 code for a protein of 285 amino acids. NCBI's taxonomy places the organism in Eukaryota, Fungi, Ascomycota, Eurotiomycetes, Onygenales, Arthrodermataceae. The transcript is spliced from 4 exons. The record is from RefSeq and is a predicted model, not a curated record.
AUGAAGGUUCUUUGUCUUCAUGGUCAGGGCUCGAAUAACGAGAUAUUCAAAUUGCAGACAGCAUCUUUCAGGGCAGAUUUGCCCGACUUCUCGUUCGAAUUUGUGCAGGGAACAGUUCCUCAUACUGAGGGGAACUGGUCGCUUUUCACGACUUCGUUCUCCGAGCUACCACUGUACAACUAUUAUAACCCUAUAUCUGCAUCAUCAAUCACGCAGGUGGAAGAUGAAAUGUUGGAGUUGAUCGAACAACAAGGGCCCUUUGACGGAGUAAUUGGAUAUUCGGGAGGCGCAGCCCUUGCAGGCCAGCUUUUGAUUCGAGAUCGUCGAAACAACCCUUCCAGGCUUCCAUAUGAACGUAUAUUUCGCUGGGCUGUUUUUAUCAAUGCUGGUACGCCACUUGAAGUCUUUAAAAUUUCUGAGAUGGAUGUGUGUGCUGGUGUAAUUGAAGAGUCAGCACCAAAAGAGGCCCAUCAAAUCCUGUUGCGACCAUCAAAUAUCCGGGUCCGCGAAGAGGAGGCAAAGAGACACCCGGACUAUGACCCUGAGCAGAUAAAGCUGCAGCUGGGGAAGUUGAAAACGAGACAACUCGCUGAUUCUAGGCUUUUCAUGACGGAUGGGAUCACAGGUAUAGCUAGGUAUGAUGGAAUCAUUCAGGGGGCGCUGAUUGAUAUUGCUACUCUGCAUGUCCGAAGUCCGACGGCUACCAAUCGGCACUGGGGUCUGGGAUUGAUGGAGAUGUGCGAGCCUGCAAUGAUGAUGGAAUUUCUCCACGACCAUGGCCAUGACUUUCCUCGAGGCUACGCUGAUAUGAAGAAGGUUGCGAGGCUCAUACGGGAACUGUCGGAAAUGGCUGGCUGA